Molecule: messenger RNA, 5530 nt
Organism: Paramecium primaurelia
Lineage: Eukaryota; Ciliophora; Oligohymenophorea; Peniculida; Parameciidae
Source: the annotation of a GenBank genome assembly
AUGUUUAAUAUAUAUUUGAUUUUGUACAUAUUCCUUCAUUUAGGGUAUUCUGGUACCAUCACAGCUAUUCAUUUUUUUAAGGCAUUCCAAAAAAACAGCGUAAUUGAAGUAACAACUCUUAAAUUGAACACAGAAUAUUUAAUCAAAUUUGAUUUUGAAUUUGCAUCUAGUCAUGAUCCAAGCACUGAUUAUUUUAAAAUACAAGUAUAGGGAUUUUAAUCAAUGAAAUUUGGAUCUUCUUCAGGAUAAUUUACAAAUCCUUCUGCAGAUGGAUUGUAGUAUCUUCAAUUUAACGUCGAUACAAAUAUAAUAGCUACCCCAUUUGUAAUAUUUUAAGCUACUACUGGUGCAUCAAUUGUGGAACAUACUUGUAAAGCUAACAGUUUUGUAGGCUCUACAAAAGCCAUAAUUGACUAGAGUGAUAUAAAAACCUUUACAAUAAUAGGUGGAACAAUAACUAUUGAUUCAAUUAGUCUAUCAAAUAGGAUUUUCAAUUAGAAAUAGUUUUAUAUCUUCAAACUUAUUUUUGAAAAUUCAUUAUCAGAAGGUACAACCUAAUCCUUAACUUUUACAAAACCUUCAAGUUUAAAAGCUGACCCAAUUAUUGAAUGUUCAGGAAAUCCAUCAAUUAGUAUUGAAUGUUCUUAUGAUGAAUCAAAAGAAUUAAUAACAAUAAUUAAAUUAGAUACUACAAAAAUAUAAACAAUAUCUCUAAAAUUAACAAACCCUUUGGAUCCAAUUAAAAGUGUUGUUUUUGAUAAUUUUAAAACAUAAAUUGAUAAUGUUUAAGUUGACUCAAAUGUUAAUUCCUUAACAGUAACUGGGUUCAAUGAUGGAAUACUUACAGAUUUAAUAAUUGAUAGUGGAUCUUAUAAGGUAGGUUAAAGUAGUGUAUUUAUAAAAUAUACAUUUACUAAUUUAAAUGAGAUAUUCACUGAUUCUAAUAUUGAAUUAACAUUACCUAAUGAUAUUGAAUGGGAUACAUCAUCUAAAUCUUGUUCUUUAAAUUUUGCAAGUGUAACAGAAUGUAAAUAUGAAUAAAGUAUAAUUUCUAAUAAAAUAAUUACAGUAACUAUAACUACAUCUACAUCAAUACCUAGUGGAACAUCAUUAAUUUUAAUAAUUAACUCAAUAAAAACUCCAUAUACAUUCAAACCUGUAACUGGAUUUUCAUUUAAAAUAAUUAAAGAUUCUAUAGAAUAUGAUAAGAUGAUAGAUUUUGGAAGUUUAACAAUGACACAAUAAAGUGGAAUUACUUUAACAACUUUUAGUAGAUCAGUAAAUGAGAAUGGUGCUCAAUCAACAUAUACUUUUGAAACUAAAUUUGAUACUUUUUAGCCUAAAGGGACUAGAAUAACUUUUACUCUAUUAGGAUAUUAGUUAAAUAAGGUGGAUAAAGUUGAGUUUUCUAAUUUAAUUCCUUAUACUUCUACGAAUUUAUAAGUUAUUUAAUCAGCAUAUACAAUAACAAUAGAAUUUACAGAAGAUAUAAAUAGUAAUUAAAAUUAUGUUACAAAAAUAUUUAAUAUAUUGAAUUCAGAUAUUAUUGGUACAAUUACAGCAGAAACUAUUAAAGACACUUUUAAGAUUUCAAAUACAAAUUAAGGCAGUAGUAUUACAAUUCCAAGUGCUAUUCCAAAUGAGAUUACUAUUUCAUCUAUGGAUUAUGAGAAAAAAUAAUUAGGAGUUGUAGAUACAUAUAAAUUUAGCAUUAUAUUAUUUAAUUUACCACCUGCUGGAUCUACAAUUAUUGUAACUAUGCCAGAAAAAUUCUCUGCUGAGAAAACAGAUUGUUUAACAGCAGUUGAUAAUAUUUAAGGAUUUUCAGUUGAUUCAUGUUUAGUUAAUAAUUAGGAAAUUAAAAUAAAAGUAAAAAAUGAUGUUUCUUAAAAAAAUAUAUAAUUUAGAUUAAAUAAUUUAAUUAGGAAUCCAAAAAGUGAUUCUACUAAUUAUUAUUUUAAAAUAAGAACACAAAGAGAUACAAGUAUAAUAGAUUAAUCAAAAAUUUCAGAUUCAUUAUUAUAAUUUAAAUUAAAUUGUAUUCCUACUUCUUCAUUAUUUUGUAAAGAAUGUGAUAAUUUAAGUAAUUGUUUAUCUUGUUAUACUGAUAUUUCAAUAACAACUAAUAUUUAUUUAUUAAAUAGUAAAUGUAUAAGUGCUUGUGGAUAAAAGUAUUAUAGUGAUUCUACUAAUAAUUGUAAAAGUUGUCCAGAUACUUGUUUAGAAUGUACUAGUAAUAUAUUAUGUCAAAGUUGUAUUGAUGAUACAAUUUAUGAAAUUAAGAAUGGAAAAUGUGUUAAAAAAUGUACUGAAAAAUAAUUUGAUUUCAAUGGUAUAUGUACAAAUUGUAAUGAGAAUUGCAAUACUUGUAUUGAUUAAAGUACUAAAUGUACAUCAUGUGGAGUUACCAAUAAUUUACUUUAUUAAAAUAAAUGUGUUUCUUAAUGUCCAACAGGAAUAUUUUAAAUUGGAUUUUCUUGUAUUGCAUGUACAUCACCUUGUAAAACAUGUGAUACUGGUCCAAAUGUAUGCCUUACUUGUGUUACUAAUUAUUAUUAUAAAAAGACAUCAUAAAGUUGUGUAAGUGAUUGUGGUAAUAGAUAUUACAAAGAUGGAAUUGAAUGUACUUAAUGUUCUGAUCCAUGCAAUAAUUGUUCUAGUAGUACUAUCUGUAUUGAUUGUUUGACAGGAUAUUACUUUUUCAAUAAUAGUUGUAUUUCAUCAAUACCAAAUGGUUAUUAUUUAUCGGGUACUUUCUUAAGUAAAUGUACAGAUAUAUGUGGAAAUUGCAUUUCAGAAACUGAAUGUACUUCAUGUCCAACAAAUAAAUAUUUGUUAUCAAAAUAAUGUAUAGAUAAAUGUCCUGAUAAAUAUUAUUCAUAAAAUUUUGUAUGUUAUCCUUGUGACACAACUUGUUUAUAAUGUUCAUCAAAUAUAAUAUGUACUUAAUGUCCAGAUAAUUAAUAACAUUUAACAGGUAAAUGUUAUUAAAAUUGUCCUAAUAAAUAUUACUCCUAAGAAUAAUAAUGUUUAUAAUGUUAAUCAUCUUGUGCUACUUGUAUUGAUGGUUUAGAAUGUAAAACAUGUCCAAUUAGUUCACCAUAUAUGUCUAAUAACUUAUGUGUUUCAUCUUGCUUAAUUAAUUAUUAUAUAAAAGAAUUUGUAUGUAUCAAAUGUGGAAAUGAAUGUAAUACUUGUGAUGAAAAAGGAUGUCUAACUUGCAUUGAGAAUUACAAAUAUCUAGAUUAGACUUGUGUAACUAAAUGUCCUAGUGGAUAUUAAGAUGUAAAUUAUAAUAUUUAUUAUAAAUCAGUUGAAUAAUAUAGGAAAAUGUGAGAAAGUGACUGUUUCAGAAGAACAAUUAAUAUCUAAUUUGUAAGAGAAUAAAUAUAUACCUGUACCAUUUACAAUAGUCUCUUUAAUUAUGAUUUUGAGUGUUGUAGUUGCUAAGAUGUAAAAAUCUGAGGUAAAAUAUUAUAAAAUAAAUAGACAUUUAUUCCAGGAUCAGUAGUUGGUUUAUUGGGUUUAAUAAUUAUAGGAUCAUGGGCAGUAUUAAUUAUUUUAUAAUUGGAUUACAUUUUGGAAAAAAUAGAAGUAUAUCUAUUAAUGAGUUCAAUUGGAGUUCAUAUCAUAUUGAAUCUAAUUAAUCUAUGUGUUAUUAAACAUAGUAUUAAAGGUGAUAUUGCUUUUAAUUAAUGGUAUACAGAAAGGAAAUCUAAUUCAUGUGCUUAUAUCUUUUUAAAUAUAUUGUCAAUUAUAAGUUUCUCUAUGACAAGAUUUUAUUUUUCUAGAUAUUUUGGAUUUAGAUUCUUAAAAUGCAAAUUAUAAGAUGUUGAAAAUAUGGUUGGUAUGAAUAUUAUUAAUGGACUUUGUGCAUUUGUAACAUUAUUAUAUUUAUUCAUUUUAGUUUUGUUGUAUUCCAGCUUUAGUAGCUAGUGUAACACAUUCACUUUAAGUAAUUCCUGAUUUUUUUUAAACACAAAGAUCAAAGAAAAAAUUCUCUUUUGAAGAUUCAAUAAAUGGCUAAAAACUUAAUCAAAAUGAAUUAUAUUAGGAACCAUCUAUACCUAAAAUUGAUGAAUCUAUUGAAUAUAAGGAUUCUAGUUCUUUUAAAUAGCCUUAUCAAUAAAUAGUACAAAAGAAUUCAAAAAUGAUCUUUAAAUAAGAAAUUUAAAAUCCAAAAUAAGAAAUUUUUAAUAGAUCUCAAGAAGAGAUGAUAAUACAAAUACAUAGUAAUGAUGUUUCUGAACCUUUAUCAAUAGGAGAAUCAUAAAGAGAAAUUUAAGAUAUGAAAUAGAAAUAAAUAUAUGAAUAAUAAUAAUAAUAAUUAUAAUAAUAGAAAAUAUUAGAAGAAUAAUUAAAAAUAGAACUUGAAAAAGCAUAAUAAUUAUAAAGAUAAUUAGAAGAAUAGAAUUAAAUUCAGGAAUAAAAGAGAAUUGAAGAAUAAUUAAGAUAAGAAGAAUUAAAGAAAUUAGAAUUAGAAAAAUUGGAAGAACUUAAAAAAAUAGAAGAAGAAAUCAAAUAAUAAGAAUUAGAAAGAAUUAGAAGAGAAAAAUAAUUAGAAGAAUAAUAAAAAUAAUAUGAAUUAUUAAUUUAGUAAUAGUAAGAAACUUAAAGAUUAGAAAAAUUAAAAGAAGAAGAAAGGAAAAUAGCUGAUUUAAAGAGAAUUGAAGAAUAAUAAUAGGCUGAGUAAAUAAGAUUAGAAGAAUUAAGAAUAAAAGAAAAAGAAGAAGAAAAUAGAAGAAUUUAAGAAGAAUAGAAAAAAAUAUAAGAUGAAUUAGAAUUAAAAAAAAAAGAAGAUGAAAUUAAAUAAUUAUUAGAAGAACAAAGAUUAUAAGAACUUAAAGAAUAGGAAAUACUUUAAUCUAAGUUAAAUAAUGUAAUUUUAGUAGAUUAAGAUGAUGAUGAUGUUGGAUGGAAUAUAGAAGAUGAAGAAAAUCAUUAAUAUGGUUUUGAUUAAAAUUAUUAAAAAUAAUUACAAAAAGAAAUUAUUUAAGAUGAUAACAAUGAUGUUGAAGAUGAUUGGGAUGCUCCAACUUCUGGAUUUGUAAGUAUACAACCAAAAUUUCAAUUAAAAAAAGAAAAAUAAAUUGAAGAACCUUAAAAUCCUUUUAAAGGGGAUAUUUAAAAAAAUCCAGCUUAAUCAGAUUCAUUUAAAUAAUCAAAAGAUGAUUUAGAUGAUGAUGAAGAUUGGGCUCUUAAUUAAUUAUCUCCAUCUGAAUUCAAUAAUCUUAAUUAAAGAUACAAUAAUGAAGAUAAUCAACAUUCAGUCACUUAAGUUUAAAGAUCUUAAAUGUUCUCAACAACUGAUAAAAAUUUUACAUCUCUUGCCAAAAGACCAACAUAACCUGAACCUUAUACAAUUAGUGAUAAUGAAUCAAUCAAUUAAUAUGAAUAGUUUUCUAUAAAUAAAUAUAAUCAAGUACCUAAAAAAUAAAAUUAGAAAUUAAAUAAAAGGAUGUAGUUAUAAAGAUAAAAGAUUAAAAAAAGAGGUAAAAAUAAUAUUUCAAUUAAUGACAUUCAAUUUUGA